AUGAGCAAUACCGGUGCAGAUGAUGAGCCGGCGGGGCUGGAGGGCUACCUCCAGAAAAAGGGGGCCAAGGGCCUGCGCAAGACGUGGAAGAAGCGGUUCUUCCGGCUCGACUCGACGCGGCUGUACUACGGCAAGAGCCCAGAGGACGAGCCGAUCUCGUUCAUCUCGUUGGCGAUGAUGACUCAGGUGGAGCGGCAGCCCGGCAACGUGGCGCCGCCGUCCAAGAAGCUCAAGGACGCGCUGUUUGAGGUUGUUACCCGCGAGCGGCGGUACCAGCUGUGCGCGAGCUCGGCUGCCGAGUCUGCCGCUUGGGUGCAGGCCCUGAAGGCCAUGCAUCGAUACCACUACGUGGAGCGCGACCGCGGGUUGUCGAACAUGGACGAGAUGCGGAGCGCACUGGCUGCUGCGCAGCGCGACGACGAGGACGAUUCAGACGACGAGGCUGGCGACAUGGCCGAGGCGGAGCCGGUGCGACGGGCGACGGUCAAGGUCUCGGGCUACAUCAAGAUCAAGGUUCAAGCCGAAGGCGGGCCGGUCAAGACGGUGCUUCUCGCUGCCAACAAGAGCGUAGUUGAGCUGAUAGCCAAGGCUGCAGCCAAGGUUGGAUUUACGGGGUCGGACGCGGUGCUCCGUGUCUGCAGAAGCGGCGAGCUUGUGAGCAGCGGGCUUACUGUGGGCGAGGCGUGUGAAAACUAUCGACUUGGGCCCAGAGAUGGAGAUGCUGUGCUUGUUGUUUGCGAUAAGACUGGUACCCAGGUGAAUGCCGAGGAAGAUGAGGCUGUGCCAGCGAAGGCUGAGGAAGAGGCUGCUGCUGAGGCUGCCCGGGUGAAGGCCGAGGAAGAGGCUGCUGCUGAGGCUGCUCGAAUCAAGGCCGAGGAAGAGGCUGCUGCUGAGGCUGCCCGGGUGAAGGUCGAGGAAGAGGCUGCUGCCGAGGCUGCUCGAAUCAAGGCCGAGGAAGAGGCUGCUGCUGAGGCUGCCCGGGUCAAGGCCGAAGAGGAGGAGGCUGCCCGGGUCAAGGCCGAAGAAGAGGCUGCUGCCGAGGCUGCUCGAAUCAAGGCCGAAGAGGAGGAGACUGCCCGGGUGAAGGCCGAAGAAGAGGAGGCUGCCCGGGUGAAGGCCGAAGAAGAGGAGGCUGCCCGGGUCAAGCCCAAGGAAGAGGCUGCUGCUGAGGCUGCUCGAAUCAAGGCCGAAGAAGAGGAGGCUGCCCGGGUCAAGGCCAAGGAAGAGGCUGCUGCUGAGGCUGCUCGAAUCAAGGCCGAAGAAGAGGAGGCUGCCCGGGUGAAGGCCGAAGAAGAGGAGGCUGCCCGGGUCAAGGCCGAAGAAGAGGCUGCUGCCGAGGCUGCUCGAAUCAAGGCCGAAGAGGAGGAGACUGCCCGGGUGAAGGCCGAAGAGGAGGAGGCUGCCCGGGUCAAGGCCGAAGAAGAGGAGGCUGCCCGGGUGAAGGCGGAGGAAGAGGCUGCUGCUGAGGCUGCUCGAAUCAAGGCCGAAGAAGAGGAGGCUGCCCGGGUGAAGGCCGAAGAGGAGGAGGCUGCCCGGGUGAAGGCUGAGGAAGAGGCUGCUGCCGAGGCUGCUCGAAUCAAGGCCGAAGAGGAGGAGGCUGCCCGGGUGAAGGCCGAAGAGGAGGAGGCUGCCCGGGUCAAGGCCGAAGAAGAGGAGGCUGCCCGGGCUGCUCGAAUCAUGGCUGCUGCUGAGGCUGCUCGAAUCAAGGCCGAAGAAGAGGAGGCUGCCCGGGUGAAGGCCGAAGAGGAGGAGGCUGCCCGGGUCAAGGCCGAAGAAGAGGAGGCUGCCCGGGUGAAGGCGGAGGAAGAGGCUGCUGCUGAGGCUGCUCGAAUCAAGGCCGAAGAAGAGGAGGCUGCCCGGGUCAAGGCCAAGGAAGAGGCUGCUGCUGAGGCUGCUCGAAUCAAGGCCGAAGAAGAGGAGGCUGCCCGGGUGAAGGCCGAAGAAGAGGAGGCUGCCCGGGUCAAGGCCGAAGAAGAGGCUGCUGCCGAGGCUGCUCGAAUCAAGGCCGAAGAAGAGGAGGCUGCCCGGGUGAAGGCCGAAGAGGAGGAGGCUGCCCGGGUGAAGGCUGAGGAAGAGGCUGCUGCUGAGGCUGCUCGAAUCAAGGCUGAGGAAGAGGAGGCUGCUCGAAUCAAGGCUGAGGAAGAGGCUGCUGCCGAGGCUGCUCGAAUCAAGGCCGAAGAGGAGGAGGCUGCCCGGGUGAAGGCCGAAGAAGAGGAGGCUGCCCGGGUGAAGGCUGAGGAAGAGAAGGCUGCCGAGGCUGCUCGAAUCAAGGCUAAGGAAGAGGAGGCUGCCCGGGUCAAGGCUGAGGAAGAGAAGGCUGCUGAGGCCUCUCAAAUCCACGCUGAAGAGGACACUGCUUGGACCGAGACUAAGAGCGAGACCACUCCUCUCAGCGCUGCUGAUGAAGCCGCCGAGGCCAAGCACUCCACCCAGUCCACUUCCUCGUCCCAAACUCGCGCCAACUCCUUGAUUCGCUCGCGCUCCACCCGGGUCGCUUCCAUCGACAACACACGCGCAGCCGCUGAGGUUGCUGUCGCCCUGGUGGCGGGUGCUCCGACCGUCCCAAGCCGCAACCGAUCGACAAAGUCGUCGGCUGCAAGCGCAGGCUCACCCGACGAUGCCGCACUCGCCUCUGCCGCUGCCAAGGCCCGUGCUCGGCGCGCAGCUCGCACGGAGCGCGUCAACUCUACCUGGAUCUCUUUUGAUGCACCGAACACUACCGCCAAUCCGGCCGACGAUGCUCCGCCGGCUGAGCGUAGCGGCUGGCUCCACAAAAAGGGCGCAAAGCGCUGGCGCAGAAGCUACCGCAAGCGCUGGUUCCGCCUCCAAGAGAAUCGCCUGUACUACUUCCACGAGCCGUCUGAUCCGGACCACAUCGCCUACAUCUCCCUCGGCAAUGUCCUGCACUUUCAGGCGUACUCAAACGCGGAGCCAAACAAGUUCAAGGGCUGCGGCUUUCAGAUCGUAACCCGCGACAGAACCUACGAGCUCAUGGCUGAGAGUCCGGCCGACAAGGAAGAGUGGGUCCGCUGCCUCAUCACCGCCAAAACCUACUACUACGACCUUCGCAGCCGCGUUGUUUCCGCUGUCCCAGAAGACUCGCUCCGCGCUGCGCUUGCCGAUCUCGGUGACGAGUAUUCGUCACACGACGAUGACUGGGUCGACCUCGAUGACUCAAGCUCGGGCUCGCUACCAGAUGCCCAGCACUUUACCAACGGCUCCGACGACGGCGUGGCAGAUGGUUCGGACGCAGACGCCGAGUCGGCCGCUGAAGCCCCGCCGCUUCCGCUCUCCGGCUACCUACUCAAGCGUGGCGAGCAAACCUCAUCGGUCGCCUCUGCCCUUACCAACCGUUUUGCCCUUCGUUGGAAGAAGCGCUACUUUGCGCUCCGCAACAAUCGCCUCUACUACUACAAGGACGCCGACGACGAGCAGCCGACCUCGUCUAUCGGCCUGGCCGAGGUAAGCGAGUUUCGCAUCUCCAAGACCACGACCUCCUCCAAGUACCGCGGCUGCGGCUUUGAGCUCGCAACUACCGCCAGAGUCUACGAACUCCUCGCCUCCUCGCCUGAUGAGAUGCGCAUGUGGCUCGAGACCCUCGUCAAGACAAAAGCGUGGUACGCUGCCCAGCGUGAGUCUGCCGCCCCCGGCGAAGCCCCUUGGAGCGACGAUGGCGAGGUGGAGAGUGGCGAGGCAGGCAGGGUCUCGUCCGACGACGACACUUCCCUCCCGCUCUCGUCUUCCGAUGCCAUCUCGCCAUCGGUAGCUGCUGCUGCUGCUGCCGCUGCUGCGGCUGCCGCAACUGCGACUGCCGUGUCGGUGCCGGCCCGUCCUGCGCGUCGCAAGUGGGUCCUCACCCCGGAAAUCUCCGCAGCCGCGGACCAGCUCGUCGCCCUCGUCCCGCCAGGCUCUGCAGAAGCCUCGGAACUGCCGCCAGUCACCCCUGACGGUGCCCACUCGACGAGCUCGUCGGCGCUUCCACUCCCACCACCGCCGCCAUCGCCGCUGGAGGCUGCCGAGCUUCACCUCUGUCGCCUCCGGCGCGCUGCGACUCUGUCUGCCGCCGCCGGUCACGGCCGGCUCCGUUCCGAGCGCGGCUCUGACGUGCUUGACGACAGCUUCUGGCUCCCGAUCCUGGGCGCACUCACCAGCGGCGGCCUUGACGUCUCGUCUCCCUCUUGCCUCCGCCUCAUCUCGCUCAUCAACGCCCAGGCAAUUGCUCUGCCAGCAGACGUCGACGCAAGCCUGCCUGGCGGCUGUGACGCGAGCCACGAUCCCGACACCGCUGGCGGCCGAUCGGCUGCCCCGAGCGUUGCUUCGCUCGCGCUUGGCGAUUUUGCGCUGAGCUGGAACGUUGACGACGAGAGCUGGAACCUGACCCCAGAGACUUGGGCUGAGCUCCCGCCCUACACCCUCUCGAUUCAUUCGCUCGAAACCGUGGUCGCCUCGGGCGAGUCGCAGCUUGUUGUCAUUGCCCCGCAGCUCGUCGCCUUGUUUGAUCCCGACCUCGCCGACUGGAGCCUUUUCUCGCUCCCGGCUUCCACCCAUCUUGCACCUGGCGACGCUCUCGCUGCUGGGGUAAGCGUCGACUCGGCUCGCAUCUUUGACACACUGUUCCCCUCUGAGUCGGACGCUGCUUGGCGGCGAUGGCUGUCAGACGACGCGAGUGGCGAGCAGCACCCUUUGCGGGCGAGCCCACUCGAGCCCGCCACUCCGCCGCGAGUGGCUGCGCUUGCCUCCACCGGCUCACCUGCCACCGCGCCUUUUACACCCAGCUCGCCGUCAGGGCUCGAGCCCAAGGACGAACUGCUCGCCAAGGUCUCGACGGCCGUCUCGGGACUCAUUGCGCACUUUGCUGACGCCGAUGUCGUCGGCCAGCCCGACGCCGCGCUCGAGGCCGGCGACGAUAGCAUCAACCGCAAGAUUGUCUCGCUGGUCCGCGGCGAGCUGUGCGCCGCGCUCGCAUACGUCUUUGCGCACGAGUUCAAGUUCAAACGCAGGUUCCGCAAGUACCGGUUCUGGGACUUUAUCACCGACGCGUGCUCAAUAGCCUCGCUCACCCGCAUGGGUUACGCCGACAACGACGCCGCGCUCGCGCUCCACGACACUGUUGCCGCGCUUGCCGGCUCGGCUCAGGGCGACAACCCGUCCAUGAUGUUCCGCACUCUCAUUGCGCUCGGUCUUAAUGCUCGUUACCUCGACAUUUGGAUGGCUGUCCUCGCCGCAAAUGGCGCCGUCAUCGCCAAGCACUACAACGCGGGCUCCGCCUUUCUCGGUGACUCGGCCUAUGUCCAGCCGCUGGUGGCCGUCGUCGAACCGCUUGCCUCGCUCCCGUUUACCCUUACCGCAGACUACGAGCUGCGCCGUCGCAGAUAAAAUGCAGGGCACUUCUGCA
Messenger RNA from Thecamonas trahens ATCC 50062, 5395 nucleotides. RefSeq lists its product as uncharacterized. The transcript is spliced from 3 exons. Bases 1 to 5376 code for a protein of 1791 amino acids. Lineage: Eukaryota; Apusomonadida; Apusomonadidae. The record is from RefSeq and is a predicted model, not a curated record.